UUGGGGAAAGUUGUUAUGAAGACCACUUAAACGUCGUCUGUCUCCCUUACUAUGGAAGGAUCCAGCGGGUCAAGUUUUGGAAUAGACACUAUUUUAUCCUCGGCCAAUUCGGGUAACCCUGUACUAAUGAACGGAGAUUUUCGCCUUGGUGACAGCAGGACGGAUUUCAGGAGCCAAGCAACGCCGUCACCAUGCUCGGAGAUAGACACAGUGGGCACGGCCCCUUCGUCCCCCAUCUCGGUCACCAUGGAGCACCCCGACCCGCAUAUGGUGCAAGAGAGCCUCCAGCACCACCAUCUCCAUCAUCACAACCAGGCGCAAAGUUUGCAGCUCUCGCCCCAGCAGCAGCAGCAACUCGCAGCGGCUGGCUGUGUACCACGGACUGCCACCUCUUCCUUUUUAAUCAAAGACAUUUUGGGCGAUAGCAAGCCACUCGCAGCGUGCGCACCUUACAGCACUAGUGUGCCCUCACCUCAUCACACCCCCAAAGCGGAACACUGCUCACCGUCGGACGGCUUCAGGCCCAAACUGGAGCAGGAUGAAAACAGAGGGAAGCUGGACAAAAGAGAUGAUAUGCAGAACGACAUGAAAUGUAACGGAACAAAAGAAGACGGAGACCGUGAGAUCUCCAGCAGUAGAGACAGCCCGCCGUCGCGCAGCAAGAAGCCCCGCAAGGCACGGACAGCCUUUUCGGACCAUCAGCUCAAUCAGCUGGAACGCAGCUUCGAGCGCCAGAAGUACCUCAGUGUGCAGGACCGCAUGGACCUCGCGGCCGCACUCAACCUUACCGACACACAGGUCAAAACCUGGUACCAGAACCGACGGACGAAAUGGAAGAGGCAGACCGCUGUCGGAUUAGAACUCUUGGCCGAAGCUGGAAAUUAUUCUGCCUUACAAAGAAUGUUUCCGUCGCCCUAUUUCUACCACCCGAGUCUCUUAGGAAGCAUGGACAGCACAACGGCAGCCGCCGCUGCAGCGGCAAUGUACAGUAGUAUGUACCGGACUCCUUCCGCCCCGCAUCCGUCUCUUCAAAGGCCACUCGUCCCCAGGGUGCUCAUCCAUGGCCUUGGGCCUGGGGGCCAACCAGCGUUAAACCCACUGGCAAACCAGAUUCCCGGCACGCCGCAUCCACGGUAAAAAAGAGAAAGAAUUCAAAGACAAUUAAACCAUUUUUCUUUUUUCCACAUGAGAAUUAUGGGACUGCGCCGAAUUCUGAAAAAGUCAAACCUUUUUAAAAGAGACAAUUUACAGACCGUUUUACGGAUGAAGAGCAAAAAGUACUAUUUAAUAUGAACUGACGUGAACAUGGACAUUUACAAAGACCAUGACAGAAAAAGGACUGUUCUCAUGUCUGUCUGUUUUUGUUUUUGUUUUAUUUUGUACAAAUACACUUAUACUAGCAAAUAAACUUAUAAAGUUUAUUAGAUGGAAAG
Messenger RNA from Sardina pilchardus (European sardine), 1433 nucleotides. RefSeq names its product BarH-like homeobox 2 (gene barhl2). The record is from RefSeq and is a predicted model, not a curated record. Bases 52 to 1137 code for a protein of 361 amino acids. NCBI's taxonomy places the organism in Eukaryota, Metazoa, Chordata, Actinopteri, Clupeiformes, Clupeidae. Gene Ontology annotation, cellular component: nucleus. The transcript has 3 exons. Gene Ontology annotation, biological process: regulation of transcription by RNA polymerase II. Gene Ontology annotation, molecular function: DNA-binding transcription factor activity, RNA polymerase II-specific; RNA polymerase II transcription regulatory region sequence-specific DNA binding.